Messenger RNA from Eurytemora carolleeae, 2180 nucleotides. RefSeq names its product carboxypeptidase B. The record is from RefSeq and is a predicted model, not a curated record. Bases 54 to 1358 code for a protein of 434 amino acids. Lineage: Eukaryota; Metazoa; Arthropoda; Copepoda; Calanoida; Temoridae. Gene Ontology annotation, biological process: proteolysis. The transcript is spliced from 4 exons. Gene Ontology annotation, molecular function: metallocarboxypeptidase activity; zinc ion binding.
UAGAUUAGUUUACCGUCAAGGCUAACACAGGGAGGACAGAUCUGGCAGAGUAAAUGCGUUUCAUUCAACUUAUUUUCCUUCUCUUCUUCAGUGAUGCCUUUACUUCACCUACGGGAGAUACGUAUAUGACUUAUGACAAGCAUACUGUGCUGAGGAUUUACCCAACUACCGAAGAUGAUGUCCAGUUCCUACGCGAUCUGACGGAUAAAAUCUGCGAGAUUAUGAAGUUUCCUGGUAUCCCUGGUCGUCCAGUAGACGUCAUGUGUCCUCCUGAAGAUAUCGCCAAGUUCAAGGAACUUAUCGCCGAGAAAGGAAUACUUGUCGAAGAGAUUAUUGAUGAUAUGGGAUCUUUGAUCCGUGAGAAAGUAUCCCUGAGUAGUAGGAUGAAACGACAAGUUGCCUCAAUGAACUGGAAUGAUUACCAACGGUAUGAUACUAUUAUAAGAUGGAUGGAAGAAACAGCAUUAGCUCAUCCAACCUUUACAAAACUAAUUGACAUGGGGAGAUCAGUUGAGGGAAGAAAGCUGUAUGUUUUGAAGAUAGGAAUGUCUCCUCUAGGUGAUAACACUAGAGCCGUCUGGCUUGAUGGUGGAAUACAUGCCCGGGAGUGGAUUUCUGUAAGCACUGCCACUUAUAUACUGAAAAACCUGAUAACAAACUUUGCUGCACAGAAUAAGACGGACUGUAGUGAUGAAGUUAUCCGUAGUGUAGAUUGGUAUAUUGCGCCAUUACUAAACCCGGAUGGAUAUGAGUUUACUCAUACGGAUGACAGAUUAUGGAGGAAAAAUAGGCGUGCUCCGCUCACUGGAUCUAGCUGCUAUGGAGUAGAUCUGAACAGGAAUUGGGGUGUAGCUGGUUAUGGGGUUGGGGCCUCUUCAAAAGGGUGCUCAGAAGUAUACCAAGGAACAGCUGAGAAUUCUGAACCCGAAACACAGGCAAUAAUUAACACCAUUCUUAAAUACACAAACAAUAUCCGAGUUUAUGUCAGCCUACACUCCUAUGGACAGUACUGGUUAACAUCCUGGGGUUACAAGAAUGACCUUCCGGAGGAUUAUGACAAGCUGGUCAACCUAGGCAGGAAAGGUGCUACAGCUAUCCGUUGUAUAAAUCCAUCAAGAGUGUACACAGUAGGUUCAGGUGCAGGAGUUCUCUAUGCAGCCGGAGGAGCUAGUGACGAUUACAUGAAGGCUGUUGCUAAAAUCCCAUAUUCCUUCACCAUUGAACUCCCAAAUGAGUUUACAUUUGUGCUGGAUCCUUCUGAAAUAAUACCGGUGGGGAAUGAAGUGUGGGCAGCAAUGAAGGAAAUGGCUAGCGAGGCUGCCCGGCAUCCUCUGGGACCAGAUCCAGCUACAUUCUAACUCGUGUGGGUCAGCUCAAGGGAAUUCUAUAGCAUGCCUUAUUUGUGAAAAAGCGAGUGUUCAGUUUUUUUAAAAUAUCCAUUGGUUGGUUUGGUUUCUGAUCACUUCUGAUUGGUUAAAAUCCAGCCGAUGAGAAAUGACCAAACAAAUCUUUCUUUCUGGAUUAGUGGACAUCAUUAGGGACAUCAUUAGGGACAUCAUUAGGGACAUCAUUAGGGGACAUCAUUAGGGACAUCAUUAGGGACAUCAUUAGGGACAUCAUUAGGGACAUCAUUAAGGGACAUCAUUAGGGAUAUCUUUAAGGAAUAUUCUCCGACUACUUGUGUUCUUUAUUCUCAACCUUUGGUUAAAUUCAAACAACUGAACUAUUCUCAACCUUUGGUUAAAUUCAAACAACUGAACUAUUCUCAACCUUUGGUUAAAUUCAAACAACUGAACUAUUCUCAACCUUUGGUUAAAUUCAAACAACUGAACUAUUCUCAACCUUUGGUUAAAUUCAAACAACUGAACUAUUCUCAACCUUUGGUUAAAUUCAAACAACUGAACUAUUCUCAACCUUUGGUUAAAUUCAAACAACUGAACUAUUCUCAACCUUUGGUUAAAUUCAAACAACUGAACUAUUCUCAACCUUUGGUUAAAUUCAAACAACUGAACUAUUCUCAACCUUUGGUUAAAUUCAAACAACUGAACUAUUCUCAACCUUUGGUUAAUUUCAAACAACUGAACUAUUCUCAACCUUUGGUUAAUUUCAAACAAUUGAACUAUUCGCUAACAAAUUUCACAACAUCCAAAUUCUAACAAAUAAAAAUAGUAUAAGAUUUU